AUGGUGGAUCCGCGUCCUGAAGCUGAAAUGUCAGUCGCGCCACCGUCUCUGCCCCCGACUAACGAUUUAACUGAUGAUGAUGAGAUUGAGUGUCGUGUGUGCCGUGGGGAGGCCGAGCCAGAUCGACGUCUAUAUGCGCCUUGCAAGUGCAGCGGAAGCAUCCGUUUCACACAUUCCGACUGUUUAGAGCAGUGGCUUGAACACUCGGGCAAGAUAUUUUGCGAGUUGUGCGGCCACAAAUUCACCUUCACGCCAUUGUACAAUGCUAAUGCACCCGAUGUAUUGCCCUGGACAGAGCUACUGACCACUGGAUUACGUGUUGUGCUGCUUAAGUGGCUGCCAUUUGCAGUACGUGCCACUCUCGUGGUCUUUUUGUGGCUAGCUGUUGCGCCAUGGUGCACGAGCUGGCUCUACCGCAUGUGGUUAUUGCGCGCGUCGGCUAUGAUUAAUGUCAAUUUCUCCGAGCGUUUUGACGCGUCACACAUUGUCAGUGAUAUUUUCGCAGGAGUCAUUCUUAUUGUGUGUAUCGUCUUUUCUUUCUUAGCGUUAAUGUCGUUCGCCGACUUUUUGAGGUUUCAUUUGGACCACAUUGAAGAGGAUAUGGCCGCUGACAAUGUACCACAUCAUCACCAUCAUGCACACCGUCAUGACGUGGUACAACACGCGAGGCGUCCCCCCUUAGAAGACAACAAUCAUGUAGCCAACGUCAUUGAGAAUGAGCAAGUCGCUCCCGUGAUGGUAGCGCCAAGGCAAUUGGACGACGUGAACGAUGCCGAGUCCGAUGACUCGUCAGACGAAGGGGAGUGGGCUGAUCCGAAUCAUGUGGAACCAAUAGCUGAUGCUUUGAUGCAGCAUCAAGAGAUUGCCUUAAUGCCGCGUGCUGAAGACGCUGAUCCUGUCCUACCGCCACAAAACGAAUUGCGACAGCGACGGCCUCUUCGUGAGAUAGAAGACGAACGCGUUCGACAGGCGGUGAUACCGCCGAGAGCUGCACGACAGCGCAUGGAUCCGCCGCCAAAUAUGAAUCAACGCGAGUGGGAAGACGAUUUUGAGCAUAUGGAAAUUAAUAUAGCUAUGGAUGAGCUACUGGGUUUACGCGGCGAUUUAAUAGUGCUGUUUCGUAACGUUUCGUGGCUGCUGGCAUUUAAUGGUGCGUAUCUCGGUCUCUUUGCAUUUAUUCCGUACACACUUGGGAGUACUUUGCUAUCUGCUGGUGCUCGAAUUCUCGUUUCAUUACCGGUUAGUACAACGGCGUAUUCAGCUUUGAUAAAACUUGAGUCUGCUACGGAGCAAGACUUGAAUUUAGGUGGAUACUUUGUAAAAAUGUUGCUGCAGGCUAUUGAGACAGCUAAAGAACAGGGCGACUGCUUGCAACUUGUCGACAUUUGCACCUGUACAAUGGGAUAUCUGUCGAUAUGUUUGACCAUUGUUUUAUGGAGGUUUAUGGUCCGCACUGCGUCAUCGUACAUCCAUCGUCCCCUUAUGGAAGGACUUUUGUGGGCUUUACGCUGUUUGACGGCUAUUGUGAAAGUAUCGACGCUGCUUUUGCUCAAGAUGGUGAUUCUUCCAAUUUUGCUGGGUUUAUGUAUCGACUUUGCCACUCUUCACAUGUUUAUGGUUUCUGCCCAAGAUCGCAUUUCAUUUUGCUUGCAAAACAUGAUAUGUGCCUUGAUGGUGCACUGGGUACUAGGCAUUACCUUCAUGCUUUUUGUGACAGUCUCUGUCCUUUUAAUGCGUGAAGUUGCGCACCCGGAAGUACUGGCUAAAUUAAUUCGACCACAGGAGGACCAUCCGGAUUUGCUACGUACGCUACUGAGUGAAAGCUGCAUUACGCACGCCCGUCGUAUGAUUCUAUCACUUGUGAUCUAUGCCGCGCUACUGCUGGUGCUCGUGCAUAUUCCUGUUCGUAUUGCCAGCGCUCUGGCCCCAUCAUAUUUCCCAUUAACGCUACACUUUCAGCACUUAAGCUCAGAAAUUCAGGUGCCACUGGAGCUUCUUAUGGUUCACCUUGUUGUGUUAAGUGUGCUAGAGCACGCAAAAAACGACAUUGGGAAGCUCCAGCAUAUAGCAAUCGUAUUUGCAAGUAAGUGGCUGGGUUUGACUGACUACUUACUACCUCAAACAACAGUAGAGAUUGAUUUGAAUGGUCAGCGUCAGUCUAAGGUUGUGAUUCUACCUCCGCCUCCUCUUCACUUUCAUCCUCGAGCCCAGCUGCUUCCUGAAGAGUUACGAGUUCAGGGGCAUCGCUAUCUCCCCUGGCCUGAAGACGGGGUGGAUAAUCCGCAAUUGCUUGAGUACCCAUUACUUUCGAGAAAGCGACCAUCUCAUCUGUGGCUUCGACUUGCUGGACUUGCUAUCUUUACGUGGGCAGUUUGCGUCGUGGUGAUUGGAACGUUUUUGUUUGGCUCAUUUUUUACAGGAAGAAUCUGCAUGGGACCGUUUGAGCGUGUGUCUGGCAUCAGCCAUGAUCCGCUAGUGAUGGCAGCUGGUGUACAAAUUGUUUGGUUCCUCGUGAAUAGUGCGCACACGCUUAAAAUCUUGAUGCUUCCUGAGAUCCAUGUGGAUCCAAUUUUGGUGGAGCGCGGGUACACUGUCCGAAACAGGUCAUUAGGAAACUCAAUUGCUUGUGUUGUAGGCUGGGCUUUUGUCUGCCCUAUUCUUCUAGGCCUGCUGAUGUCGUCUUGCAUGGUGAGCGCAAAUGCCACGUGGUUGGAGAGCUUUUUGAUGGGCUAUUUGCUUCUUAAUCUGUUUGUGUGGUUGGUCUGCUGCUUUCGAUCGAAGCAAGCAAAUCGACGUCGUAAUCGGCGGCAAGUGGCGCCUGAAGCGUUCGAAGCCGAUGCAAACGACUUCCUAGACGUAGACAAUGAAGACGAGCUUUUUGAUGACGAUCCACAGAAUGACGAGCUUGAAUUAGAAGACGAGAGACCACGGCCUGAAGAGGGUGCUGUGGUUGUUGUAGCCGAUUCGGUGGGUAUUAUCGCCUCUAUUCAGAAGGUACACCGUCAGCUUCAUUUUAAUUUAACUGUGCAUGAUAAUGUGGCUGUUCGGCUUCGCCGGGAGAACAUUCGGCUUAAAUGUUUUGACGUUAACUUCUUCCGACAGAAUGUGUUGCAGCCCAUUAUGCUGUUUCUUGUGGGCAUGCUCGUGGUACCUUGGAUCAUGGCCUUUCUGGUUUUGUUGACAUUUUCAUCCGUUGCGGAAAAUUUUGAAAAAGCACUUUUCGCGAUAUGUGCAUUUUGGGUUUGCACUGUCUUCGUGCUUGUGCGCUCUCGCUCGCUGGUGACUCGAUGGCUGUCAAAUUUGAGUGAGUCGAUUCGCAAUGAGCGCUACCUGAUUGGCCGACAGCUUCAGGACAUGACACGGUAA
Molecule: messenger RNA, 3366 nt
Organism: Plasmopara halstedii
Lineage: Eukaryota; Oomycota; Peronosporomycetes; Peronosporales; Peronosporaceae
Product: e3 ubiquitin-protein ligase march6 (membrane-associated ring finger protein 6)
Exons: 1
Coding region: 1-3366 (1121 amino acids)
Cellular component (GO): endoplasmic reticulum membrane
Molecular function (GO): zinc ion binding
Source: RefSeq, a predicted model, not a curated record